UACUUGUAAAAUUAUAUUGAUAAUGUUGUUGUAAUGUAUAACCAAACAGAUUUUGGAAAGAAAAAAACUUUCAAAAAAAGCAAAACGAAUGAAAAAUGGAGUCUUAACUUAUCAAGUUUAAGUGAAUUUUGAGAAAAAAUGUUUAGUUAAGAAUUAAUUAUGCACAAAUAUAUAUAUAUAUUGGUUGCCAAGGUAUGUUUUUCCUUUUUUAACAUCUCAUAUUUUUUGUCCCCUAUUUAAUAAGGGCAUCAUUUCAAAGCUUGUUCAUUUUCGUCCAACAAAUAUCCAAAGCCCUCCUUCGACUUCUCCAAAAUGGCUCAGAUGAAAGUUGUAAUGAAGGUGCUAACCAUGUCUGAUGAAAAGACAAAGCAGAAAGCUAUAGAAGCAGCAGCUGAUAUUUUAGGGGUAGAUUCAAUAGCAGCAGACCUUAAGGAACAAAAAUUAACAGUGAUAGGAGAGAUGGAUGCAGUAGCAGUGGUAAAGAAAUUGAAAAAAGCUGUUGGUAAAGUUGAUAUAUUAUCAGUGGGACCAGCUAAGGAAGAGAAGAAAGAAGAAAAAAAGGAAGAGAAAAAAGAGGAAAAGAAGGAAGAAAAGAAAGAGGAAAAAAAAGAAGAGAAAAAAGAAGAGCCAAAAUGAAGACAAAUCUCCAUUUGGUAAUAUUACCAACCAUAUAUUUCCUUGAUAAUGUACCUAGAGAGAAGCUUUGGGGGUUUCCAUAUUGUGUUAAUUGUACGCAAUUGCAACUAUGAAUGGGCUUCUUUUUGUCUUUCAGACAAAAUAAAAUGUUAGACAAACUUUUGGCUUGCU
Molecule: messenger RNA, 807 nt
Organism: Capsicum annuum
Lineage: Eukaryota; Viridiplantae; Streptophyta; Magnoliopsida; Solanales; Solanaceae
Product: heavy metal-associated isoprenylated plant protein 39
Exons: 3
Coding region: 313-636 (107 amino acids)
Molecular function (GO): metal ion binding
Source: RefSeq, a predicted model, not a curated record